This is a messenger RNA of [Torrubiella] hemipterigena, 639 nucleotides long. Lineage: Eukaryota; Fungi; Ascomycota; Sordariomycetes; Hypocreales; Clavicipitaceae. The record is from the annotation of a GenBank genome assembly.
AUGGCGUCUCAAACUGGCACAGAUGCCGCCACCGAAGCUCGAGUUUUAGGCAACACGCUUUACAAAGCCGGCAAACUCUCACAAGCCGAGGAAGCAUACAAAACAGCAGCGUCUCUCGUCCCCCAUCAUUCGUCGCCCGUCUCUAAUAUGUCAGCUGUGAGAUAUGAGAUGGGUGACUAUAGAGGUGCCAUUGCCUACAUCAACCAGGUAUUAGCGCUUAUCUCUGAUGAUACCAGCGACAGCGGCAAGAAAGAUAAGUUAUACAGCCGGCUAGCCAAGUGCUACUUGCACCUACUUGAAUUCAUUCCUGCCGAGGAUGCCAUAUCCAGCAUUGAUAGUGUUGAUCUCCGGUUCGAGCUAUACGAGUCGGUUGAAUCAAUGAAGGUCUUGCGGGCUGAGGCCCCAGAUGAAUCCGCCCUCCGGAGACAGGUCCUUGACCAGAUAUCACGGUUCAAGCCAUGUCUACAAGAUGUGGCUGAAUAUUACGCCGUGGGCCAUGACCACACAGAAACUUUGACGGAGCCAUUCGGAAAGACGGGCGGCACCGAAAUACCAGACAUAUCAUUCUUCUUUGCCGGCAGCGGAGAUGGACGUAACCUCUUUUCCGCCAUCACCUCGAUGUUCUUCAGGGAGGCAUAA